AUGGCAGCGGUCACGGCGGGGUCCUCACUGCUCGAAUACCGGGUGCCGCCCUUUUCCCGCCUCCAGCGGGCGCACGCCGCCCGUUUCCCGCCCCUCUCCCACCGCAUCUCCCACCACCCCCCCCUCACUCGCGUGCAAGCGGUGCUGAGGGAUGCCCAUGUGCAAGCGGUCCUGAAGGACGCCCAUGUGGACCUCGCAGCUGCAAGGCAGAGAAGGAAGGGCGUGGUGGUGGCUGUGGAUGGCGCGGUGGAGAAACUAAGAGAAACACUUAGAGCCAUGACGGAUGGCGAGCAGGUGACAGCGGACUUGGCUCUGCCAUACGUGGAGGCGCUGGUGGGGGCGGAGGGCGUGAGGAGCCUUGCCUUCACCUUCCACCGCCCCUCGCACGUGCAUGUUGUCGGCAGCUUCGCCCACUCCGCCUCUCAUGCCGCCUCCCACCCUGCAUCGCACACGCAUGUGGGCGCUGAUGGUGGUGAUGAGGUUGGUGAAGGGGGAGAGGGCGGAGAGGGAGGGGCAGCGGGUGUGGGGAGUGUGACGAGGCCGUGCACGCAUGUGGACGUGGCUGUGGAGAUGCCUCCGGGGUGCGUGUGCUGCAAGUACGUGCUGAACCGCCACGCUACUACUCUGCUCGUCAUGUCACAUGCAUGCAUGCAUGCACUGUGCUGCGUCCGCUCACGCACUCCUCGAUCAUCAUCACCCUAA
Messenger RNA from Closterium sp. NIES-65, 702 nucleotides. The record is from the annotation of a GenBank genome assembly. Lineage: Eukaryota; Viridiplantae; Streptophyta; Zygnematophyceae; Desmidiales; Closteriaceae.